This is a messenger RNA of Cyphomyrmex costatus, 5040 nucleotides long. RefSeq lists its product as uncharacterized. Lineage: Eukaryota; Metazoa; Arthropoda; Insecta; Hymenoptera; Formicidae. The transcript has 3 exons. Bases 1 to 5040 code for a protein of 1679 amino acids. Gene Ontology annotation, molecular function: nucleic acid binding. The record is from RefSeq and is a predicted model, not a curated record. Gene Ontology annotation, biological process: DNA integration.
AUGGAAACGAUAGACGAAUUGAAACGUCAACGAACGACGCUCAAGGCUCGCGCUACCAGGUUCAAAACCUUCUUAGAAAAUUACCAAGAUAGCUUUGAAAAUCGCUUAAUAUUAGAAGUAAGGUUAGAAAAAUAUAACGACUUGUGGCAUGAGUAUCACGUAUUACAAACAAAGAUCGACGCGAUUCUUCCCGACUCUGACGUCACGGAUCGCGAGAUAUUUGAGGAAGCAUUUUUUACAGUGCAAGCUGCGGCGCGAUCGAAACUCGUACAACACAAUGUUAACAGAGUAGAGUCUCGUUCCGUCCAUCAAGCAGAACAACAUGUUCAAGAUGCGCCAAACGCGAUAAAUAAUAAAACGGUGCGAUUGCCUGUAAUAACUCUGCCGAAUUUCAGCGGAAGUUAUGAACAGUGGCAACAAUUUAAUGACACUUUCAGAGCAUUGGUUCAUGACAAUCCUAACCUCACCGCGGUUCAGAAGUUUUACUAUUUGAAAUCUGCUCUGUCAGGUUCCGCAUCUCAAGUAAUAGAGUCAUUGCAAACAACUAAUGAGAAUUAUGAUAUAGCAUUAGAGUUAUUAACUAACAGAUUCUCUAAUCUGCGUUUGACUAUACAUCAUCAUAUUCACGAGUUAUUUAGUACACCUCCAAUACCGAAAGAAUCUGCAGAGUUAUUGCGAGCGUUGCUGGACAAUUUUCAGAAACACUUGCGAGUGUUGCAACAAUUGAAAGAACCUGUAGAUAACAAGUUGGACUCAGUGACAAGGAAAGAGUGGGAAUUGAAGGUCGUUCAGGACAAGCUGUCGACUACUACACAAUUGAUUGAAUUCAUUAAUACACGAUGCGAAUACCUUGAAGCUCUUCGCCCUGCGCAGGUAACGAACAAUCUUGUAAAGGCGGCGACACAGAAAACAAACGUAAACAAAGGUAAAAAUGCGACUGUAGCAUGUAUAGCUACGAACGAAACAGGUUCAAAUCACUUAUCACAAAAAUGCACGUCACGAAAUUGCAAACAUUGUUCAAAGAGACACCACUCUCUGCUUCAUUUGAACGAGCGAUCUAGCGAUGAUACUCAGAACGCAGUAUUGUCUAACAAUGCAUCCGCAAGUUCAAUUGAUUCCAAUGUGAAGACUCAGGCAUGCGAGACGCCGGCUACGACGUCGGUCUCCAUGAAGACGGUCGGAUCUAACAAACUUAAACCAGAAGUUCUGUUGUCAACAGCUGUUCUGUAUAUCCGCGAUGAUGCCGGUAAUUUUCAUAAAGUGCGUGCAUUGUUGGAUAAUGGCUCGCAGUCGAAUUUUAUCGCUAAAACAACAUGUCAGAAAUUAGGUCUUAAGACAAGUAUAACGAAGCAUUUAAUUUCAUGUCUAAAUGUGACGGAAACGCAAAUCACGGAAACAGUACGGACUACAAUAGUCUCUUCUAACACGACUUACGAGACGGACGUUAACCUAUUUGUUGUUGAUCAAAUCACACGUCCUAUCCCUACCAAACCCAUUAACAUGAGCUCCGUUAGUGUGCCGCCGCACAUUGAAUUGGCAGAUCCAACAUUUCACACGCCGCAGGCCGUGGAUUUGCUACUGGGAGCAACAAUAUUCUGGGACAUUUUGGAAACGGACAGAAUUCAAUUAGGAGCUAAGCAACCAAUGUUACAAUCCACAAAACUGGGUUGGUUGUUGUGUGGACAGAUCGGACCGCCAAUCAAUGCAUCGUCACACAAUAACGUUUCUAUAUGUGGAUUUGUACAAAGCGAGGAACUGCAGGCACAAAUCGAAAGAUUUUGGCGCAUCGAGGAUAUGUCUAAUACAAGACUCUUAUCCAAGGAAGAAUCUAUGUGCGAAGAUAUUUUCCAGAAAGAAUAUCGCCGAACUCAAGACGGGCGAUUCGAAGUUCCACUGCUAUUUCGUGAGGACCCUAUAAGCACAUUGGGCGAUUCCCGAGCGAAUGCGUUACGACGAUUACGCAGCAUGGAACAUAAAUUCCUAAGGGAUCACCAACUGCAAACGCGAUAUGGCAAGUUCAUGGAUGACUACAUCGAUCUUGGUCAUAUGUCUGCUUUGUCAGUUACUGACACACACAACCAGAAGAUUAACUAUUUGCCUCACCAUGCGGUGACAAAAGAGUCUUCAAUCUCAACGAAACUUAGAGUUGUUUUUGACGCCUCUAAUCCAACGACGUCUGGCAAAUCACUCAAUGAUUGUCUGCUAGUGGGACCGACAAUACAGUCGGAACUAUUCGAAAUCAUCAUACGCUUUCGAGAACAUCCUUAUGUCUUGGUGGGUGACAUCGUCAAGAUGUACAGACAAAUCAAGAUAAAGCCAGAUCAUCGAGUGCAUCAGUGCAUACUGUGGAGAUCCAAUCCAGAGGAUCCACCCACAACAUACAGUUUAAAUACUGUUACAUAUGGAGUGGCUUCAUCACCGUUUUUAGCCAUAAGAUCAUUACAACAGUUAUCGGUAGAUCAUGAGAAAACACAUCCCCGUGCAGCAGCCGUCAUUGCCCGCGACUUCUACGUCGAUGAUAUGAUUACGGGAGCGGCCUCGGUACAACAACUGCACAAACUUAAAGCUCAGGUUACCGACAUAUUGAAGACCGCAGGAUUCGAGUUGUCCAAAUUUCGUUCAAACGUCUCACUCGAUCAGGAUGAGUGCCUAGACCACUACGAAAUAACGGAUGCAAAGGUCUUAGGAUUACUAUGGCAGUCAACGACGGAUCUGCUACGGUACGAAGUAACUUGUAUCGCUAUGCCAGAAAUCAUCACCAAACGGAUCACGUUGUCGCUGAUCACGCAAAUAUUCGACCCGUUAGGUCUAAUUGGCCCAACUACUAUUAAAGCGAAAAUUCUAAUGCAGUCGCUUUGGCAAUUGAAAAUAGACUGGGAUACACCUAUACCAGAGACGCUUCGGAUCCUAUGGUUGUCAUAUUUUCAGCAACUACCAAUUAUCAACCAAAUCGCGAUUCCGCGGCACGCUAUUUUACACAGCCCAAAGGACAUCCAACUUCACGGAUUCUGUGACGCCUCCCAGAGCGCUUAUGGCGCAUGCGUCUAUCUCCGAUCCAUAGACAACAUGGGAACGAUUUACAUACAACUCUUGGCAGCGAAGUCACGUGUAGCUCCCUUGAAGACCAUUACACUUCCGCGACUUGAGCUAUGCGGAGCUGUACUUCUUUCCAAUCUCGUUCAUAGAAUAUCUCAAGCGCUUACAUGCACAGUCUCCAAGCAUUAUCUGUGGACAGAUUCUGAAAUUGUAUUGGCGUGGAUUCAAGGACAGCCCUCACAAUGGCAAAUCUUCGUUGGCAAUAGAAUUACGGAAAUUCAACGAUUGACAAACCAAUCAGAUUGGGCUCAUGUACGAUCAGAGCACAACCCUGCUGAUCUGAUCUCGCGAGGACUAAUGCCCGAACAGCUUCCUGACGCUACGAUGUGGUGGGUAGGACCGCCUUGGUUGAAGACUGAUCCUCCGCUAUGGCCGACGUCUUCAACGCAAUUCUUGACAGACAUACCUGAGGCACGUACUCAGUCGUUUACAGUACUUCACAAAGAAGAUUCAUUUGACAUCAUGCAUCGAUACUCAUCGUUGACCAAGCUCAAGAGAGUAAUCGCAACUUGUAUAAGGUUCAAAACGAAUUGUAUGUUGUCCAAAUCGGCCUCUCAGCGAUUCUCUGGGCCACUCACGGCUGACGAACUACAGAAGACCAUGACUAUACUCAUAAAACGUUAUCAGCAAGAAGUUUUCGCUUGUGAACUACAUCACUUACGAAAAAACAAUACGGUAGAUUCACACAGUCGAAUCCUUUCACUCAACCCUAUACUCGAUCAGGAGGGAGUACUCCGCGUCGGUGGCCGGCUUAGAAAUGCUCCAUGUUCCUACACACAAAAACAUCCGAUUCUCUUACCUUCUAAGGGUGUUCUGACAGACUUAAUUAUACGAGACUUACAUUUAAAGCACUUUCAUAUGGGACCACAAUUGUUAUCGACCGCUAUCCGCGAGACCUACUGGAUAGUGCACGCGAAAAAUGCGAUCAAGCGAAUACUCAAAACAUGCGUUUUGUGUUUCCGAUCACGACCACGUAGCUCAAUACAAUUGAUGGGUGAUCUGCCUGCGUCCAGAGUUACUCCAUCACGAGCCUUUCGUCACACCGGUGUCGACUAUGCCGGACCUUUCAAUAUCAAACUCUCGAGAAAUAAAUCGGGUAAAGCUUACCUGUGUCUUUUUGUUUGCAUGGCCACUAAGGCGGUACAUCUCGAGCUAGUCUCUGACCUCACUACGGAAACGUUUUUAAAUGCGCUCAAAAGAUUUAUUUCUCGACGAGGCCCAUGCGAGUCCAUUCUAUCUGAUAAUGGAAAGAAUUUUGUGGGUGCAAGCAACCUGCUGCGACAAUUUGGUGAAUUCAUAUCACACCCUGAACAUCAAGCAAAAAUCACUGAUUUUGCGUCAAAUCAAGGAAUAUCAUGGAAAUUUCUUCCACCUCACUCCCCUCAUAUGGGAGGACUAUGGGAAGCAAACGUGAAAGCGGUAAAGACUCAUCUUAGAAUAGUCAUUAGCAACACGUUGUUGUCAUUUGAGGAACUUUAUACGGUAAUUGUUCAAAUUGAAGCCAUUCUUAAUUCACGGCCUUUAUGUCCAUUAAAUAAUUCUCCGGACGAACUAGACGUUCUGACACCCGGACAUUUUUUGAUCGGAACAUCAUUACUGUCAUUGCCGGAACCAUCCGUGACGGACGUUCCAGUAAACCGCGUUAAUCGUUAUCAAUUGUUGACUCAGAUGCAGCAAUCAUUCUGGAAGCGCUGGUCUCGAGAAUAUGUUACUCAAAUGCAACAAAGAAACAAAUGGAAAACUACUGCAUGCAAUAACGAGAUUCAAGUAGGCAAACUAGCAUUGAUUCGCGACGAGAAUCUGCCUCCUCUGAAAUGGCGCACGGGCAGAAUUAACGAGGUUCAUCCGGGCCCUGAUGGUCUAAUAAGAGUAGUUUCUUUGAAAACUACAACAGGAGUUAUCCAACGUUCACUGCCGAAAAUCUGUGUGUUACCAAUUGAUUAA